UGCUUUUUGCGGAUGAUGUGGUCCUUCUGGCUCCAUCAAACAGCGACCUCCAGCUCUCGCUGGAACAGUUCACAGCCGAGUGUGAAGCGGCUGGGAUGAGAAUCAGCACCUCCAAGUCUGAGGCCAUGGUUCUCAGCCGGAAAAGGGUGGAUUGCUCGCUCCAGGUCGGGGGUGAGUUCCUGCCCCAGGUGGAGGAGUUUAAGUAUCUCGGGAUCUUGUUCACGAGUGAGGGUAGGUCGGAACGUGAGAUUGACAGGCGAAUUGGGGCAGCAUCAGCAGUGUUGCGGGCGCUUAACCAGUCUCUCGUGGUGAAGAGGGAGCUGAGCCGGAAGGCGAAGCUCUCGAUUUACCGGUCAAUCUACAUUCCUACCCUCACCUAUGGCCAUGAAAUUUGGGUAAUGACCGAAAGAACAAGAUUGCGGAUACAAGCGGCUGAAAUGAGUUUCCUUCGGAGAGUGGCCGGGCUCAGCCUUCGAGAUAGGGUUAGGAGCUCGGUCAUCCGGGAGGGACUCGGAGUAGAGCCGCUGCUCCUUCAUGUCGAGAGGAGCCAGUUGAGGUGGUGUUCUGGCAGCAUUCCAGCUCACAUAAGGAAACGGUUUGAUCCAAGACAAAUUCGAGACAACAAUGAUCUGCCAGAAUGUUCUGAUCCAAAGACUUUCAAGGUGCGGGUCGGAAACUUGGUGUUCCUGAAACUGUUGCAGCGUGCCAGGUGGGACAGUGAACGCUGGGACGGUCCUUAUGAGAUGGUUGGCAUCAGCCCGACUGCAGUGAAAGUUGACGGACGCACAGGGUGGCCUCAUCAAUCCCAGCUCUGUCGGUUCACAGAAGGACCUAGCGACGCCAGUCCCCAGGCCCUGAUUCUAAAUGUCCCGACCUCACCCAAAGUCAUCAAGAGCGGUGGAAGGGUUUUCCACCCUGCUGGCAGCCCGUCCGCUCCUACGAAAGACCACAGCCAAGCCUGUCGCUCCAGGGGACCAAGUCUUCGUCAAAGUCAUUAA
Messenger RNA from Corythoichthys intestinalis (scribbled pipefish), 998 nucleotides. RefSeq lists its product as uncharacterized. The transcript is spliced from 2 exons. The coding region runs from base 96 to 998 and encodes 300 amino acids. NCBI's taxonomy places the organism in Eukaryota, Metazoa, Chordata, Actinopteri, Syngnathiformes, Syngnathidae. The record is from RefSeq and is a predicted model, not a curated record.